AUGAACAUUCCCGAGAUUGGAUUUCAGAGCCAGUCCGUCACCAAACUCCACAUUGCCAGCAUUCUUACCUCUUCUCACCUGGAUCAGCCCCCAGACGGGCAGGGCGUCCUUUACAAGAAAAAUAACCGCACCGCUUCCUAUCAGCGCUGCUGGUGUGAGCUCCGAGGAAAUCUUCUUAUCUGCUGGGAACAGCCCGGGGACCGGGCUCCUUGUCAGCUCAUUGUGUUAGAAGGCUGCACGGUGGAGUUGCAGGAAUCCUCCUCUGAGCCUCAUACUUUUAAAAUCUGCUACCCUGAUGACUUCCCUGAUCAGACCUAUAAGAUGGCAGCUGAGGAUCAAGAGACCAUGGAAGACUGGGUGCGCGCUCUGAGCACGGUGGGAUUUGAGCACCUCCAAGCGUUGGUUACUGAGCUAGAAGGCCAAUUUCACCGGUUGAAGAGCCAACAGUACUCAAAGGAAGAAGCAAGUUGCAAGGCAACAGACCUUCCCUUGCUGUCUCCAAAACCGGUAGAACAAAAAAGAUUCUGUCACAUGGAUUUUACUUGCCUCCAUCAGGAAUUUGGGAAGGAGGUCAAAAGGGCUAGGAAACAGUGGCAGGAGGGAAAGGGGAAGCUCAUCCCAGAAAGUGAGAGUUUGAUGCCUUUUGAAUAG
Molecule: messenger RNA, 651 nt
Organism: Protobothrops mucrosquamatus (brown spotted pit viper)
Lineage: Eukaryota; Metazoa; Chordata; Lepidosauria; Squamata; Viperidae
Product: sesquipedalian-1-like
Exons: 2
Coding region: 1-651 (216 amino acids)
Biological process (GO): receptor recycling; endosome organization; retrograde transport, endosome to Golgi
Cellular component (GO): trans-Golgi network; early endosome; recycling endosome
Source: RefSeq, a predicted model, not a curated record